AGGAUGACUAACGGGAAGCAAGAAUGAUAGACUGAGAGUAGCUGUUAAUAAAGGGAUCUCUGUCACGAACGAAUGGAAUUAGUUAUUUGGAGUCUGAGCUACUUUUGUCUCUGUUGUUGUCGCUUUUAAAGUCGCUGCGCGCACUCUGCAAAUACCAUGGCCAGCACAGAGGAGAGUGUGGUGGAGGCGACCCGGGUUCGAGGUCUGAUGAGGCGAUUCUACUCUCAUGACGACAGUCCCCUUUCACAGGAUGAGUUGGACAGCCUCAAGCAGAAUAGCGAGGAGCGCCCCUUCCUGGUGGUCCACCACUUGCAGGCAGCGAAGGAAGGAGGAGUUCCUCUGCUGCUGCAGGGGACAGCGGUGACCUGCCGGGUGGAGAGCACUGAGAGAUACACCACACGAUCCAAGGUGCGUGUGUGCACGCUUUACACAGUCCGGCUCACACAUGGUCAGUUCAGCUGGACGGUGAAGAGGAAGUAUAAGCACUUCCAGGAGCUGCAUCGUGACCUGUACAAGCACAAGAUGCUACUCCACUUCCUGCCCCUGGGGAGGUUUGCAAUUCAGAGGCAGCAGUUAAAUGCUAUGACGGAGGAGAUGCCGUCUCUUCAUAGUGGAGAUAGAGCCAGAAGGACAUCUAGCAAGCCGAAAUACCUGGAGGACUAUCUGAACGGCCUGCUGGAGAACACCUUCUGCAAGAACUACGAUGGCAUGCUGGAGUUUCUGGAUGUCAGUCCUCUCUCCUUCAUAAAGGAUUUGGGACCAAAAGGCCUGGAGGGCUUCAUCCUGAAGAGGUCAGGAGGACAUCGCAUCCAGGGCCUGAACUGCAUCGGUCACCACCUAUUCUGCUACCGCUGGUCACGCCGCUGGCUGGUGGUCAAGGACUCCUUCCUUCUCUACAUGAACAGAGAGGCGGGGGUCAUAUCCUUUGUGCUGCUUUUUGACCCCGAGCUCAAAGUCCAGGUGGGCCGAUGCCACACAGAUACCAAGCAUGGAGUAUGUAUCCAGAACUUCACCAGGACUCUGAUCAUUAAGUGCAGCAGCUACAAACAGGCUCAGUGGUGGAGUCAUGAGAUCCGCAGGCUGGCGGAGCGCUGCGACUUUCUGCAGACGCACCGUUUCCAGGGCUACGCCCCACCCCGAGAGGACACGCUCACCAAGUGGUAUGUGAAUGGAAGUGGCUACUUUGCAGACCUGGCUGAUGCUCUGGAGCAGGCCAAGGAGGAAAUCUUCAUCACGGACUGGUGGCUUAGCCCCGAGGUCUUCCUGAAGCGGCCGGCCACAGACACAUUCUGGCGCCUGGAUCAGAUCCUCAAGCGCAAGGCGGAACAGGGUGUGAAAGUGUGUGUGCUUCUGUACAAGGAGGUGGAGCUGGCAUUAGGCAUCAACAGUGGCUACAGCAAGAGGACACUGAUGAACAUGCAUCCCAAUAUCAAGGUGAUGAGGCAUCCUGACCAUGUCUCCUCCAUCGUCUUUCUCUGGGCCCACCAUGAGAAGAUGGUGGCCAUUGACCAGUCAGUGGCAUUCGUAGGUGGGAUUGACUUGGCCUUCGGGAGGUGGGAUGACAGCUACUACAGGCUCACUGAUCUGGCAAAUGCGGAAACAGCCAAUCAUAGCACAGAGGCAGAGGAAGGGGCUGGUGACACAGUUGACCGAGGUUCUGAUGGGUCACCAAGCCAACCUGCCACAGCAGAACCGGGACCAGUGAACACAGAAGACUUGACUGGCAACAGUCAGUUGUGGUUGGGAAAAGACUACAGCAAUUUCAUCAACAAGGACUGGGUCCAGCUUGACCGUCCUUUUGAAGACAACGUCGACCGGUCCCGGGUGCCCCGAAUGCCCUGGCGGGACCUGGCCGUAUCGCUUCAUGGGAAAGCUGCCAGGGACGUGGCCCGUCACUUCGUCCAGCGCUGGAACUUCACCAAGGUUUUCAAGAACAAGUACAAGGACAGCUUCUUCCCCUGUCUGCUGCCGAAGUCUCACACCACUGCAGAUUCACUGCCAUUCAUCGUGCCAGGGUCCAGGAAGGCCUCAGUGCAGGUUCUGCGCUCUGUGGAUCGCUGGUCGGCUGGGACCUGUGAAAGCUCCAUCCACAAUGCUUACGUCAACAUCAUCAAGAACAGCCAGCACUACAUCUACAUCGAGAAUCAGUUCUUCAUCAGCUGUGCGGAUGGUAGGAGUGUGCACAAUGGAAUCGGGGAUGCCAUUGUUCAGAGGAUCCUGCAAGCUCAUAGUGAGCAGAAGAAGUACCGUGUGUACGUAGUCGUGCCUCUGCUGCCAGGGUUCGAGGGUGACAUCAGCACCGGGGGUGGAAAUGCCAUCCAGGCCAUUCUACACUUCACCUACAGGACCAUGUGUCGAGGGGAGUUCUCCAUCCUGGCAAGACUAAAGGAACACAUGCAAGACCAGUGGACCCAGUACAUCUCCCUGUGUGGUCUGCGCACUCACUCCAAGCUCUCCCAGUCCCUGGUCACCGAGCUAAUCUACGUUCACAGCAAAACGAUUAUAGCUGAUGACCGCUGCUACAUCAUAGGGUCUGCGAACAUCAAUGACCGUAGCAUGCUGGGCAGCCGGGAUAGCGAGCUGGCAGUGUUGGUGGAGGACCAGGAGAGGGUGCCCUCCUGCAUGGGUGGGGAGGAGUACCAGGCCGGGCCAUUGACCUUGGCCCUGCGAAUGGAGUGUUUCAGAGUUCUCUUAGGGGUAGAGUCAGACUCCGGCAUUGACAUUCAAGAUCCCAUUAGUGACGAGUUUUUCCAGGAAGUGUGGAACAGGACCGCGCAAUCAAACGCCAACAUUUAUGACACGGUCUUCCGGUGCCUUCCCUCCAACACCAUCCGCAGCCUGCGGGCUCUGAGGGAGCUCACCUCCGCAGAGGGGCUGUGUGACGCGGACCCCGAGCAAGCCAGGAAGGAGCUGGAGGCUGUCAGGGGGCUGCUGGUGCACUUUCCCCUUCACUUCCUGUGCGAGGAGUAUCUGCUCCCCCCAAUCAGCAGCAAAGAGAGAAUGGUUCCCAUGGAAGUCUGGACCUAAC
Molecule: messenger RNA, 3028 nt
Organism: Megalops cyprinoides (Indo-Pacific tarpon)
Lineage: Eukaryota; Metazoa; Chordata; Actinopteri; Elopiformes; Megalopidae
Gene: pld2
Product: phospholipase D2
Exons: 24
Coding region: 157-3027 (956 amino acids)
Biological process (GO): intracellular signal transduction; cell motility; phosphatidic acid biosynthetic process
Molecular function (GO): phosphatidylinositol binding; D-type glycerophospholipase activity
Source: RefSeq, a predicted model, not a curated record